Pelmatolapia mariae (spotted tilapia) is the source of this 4997-nucleotide messenger RNA. RefSeq names its product protein mono-ADP-ribosyltransferase PARP12-like. The transcript is spliced from 12 exons. Gene Ontology annotation, molecular function: NAD+-protein mono-ADP-ribosyltransferase activity; NAD+ poly-ADP-ribosyltransferase activity; metal ion binding. Gene Ontology annotation, cellular component: nucleus. Bases 3 to 2864 code for a protein of 953 amino acids. The record is from RefSeq and is a predicted model, not a curated record. Lineage: Eukaryota; Metazoa; Chordata; Actinopteri; Cichliformes; Cichlidae.
CCAUGAAACCAGCGGCCGCUGUCGUCAAGCUGCGGUUUGGUCUCCCAGGUGGAAGGAAACGCGGGCAGAGCUCGGACACGAUGGAGACAGAAAUACUGAAAAUGAUCUGCGCCGGUCACGGAGCAGUCAACACUGAGGAUUUAGUGUAUAAUCUGUUUUCCGGCGAUCCUACGAAGUUGUCGGAGAUCAUUUGUAACCAAGAGAAAUUUGUUUCGUGUUGUCCAAACGGACAGCCGAAGGUGGUGGCCAGGACCCGCCUGAGACUUUGCAGAGUGAAAGACUGCCCGGGGACGUGCAGGGGUCUGCACCUGUGUAAAAACUUCCUCUUCAGCGGAUUCUGUCAGUUCACUCAGCUCAGGAGGGGCUGCAGCUUCUCCCAUGACCUGACCUCUGAUCAUAACCAAAGCCUUCUGAGGGAGCAUGAGCUGGAGAGCCUGAGCCGAGAAGAGCUGUGCACCCUGCUGCUGCAGAGUGACCACACACUCCUUCCUGCUAUAUGUUACGACUACAACAACGGUGAUGGAGAGUUUGGCAGGUGUAAGGAUGGUGAUGGUUGCAAGAGGCUCCAUAUCUGCCAGAAGUACAUCAGCCGUGAAUGCAGCUGCUCGAGGAAUAUCAAUUUUACUGCUCCACAGCCAAUAAAAAAUUUCCAAGAAAGAGGCAUACCUGGUGCCCUUCUGCCAUCCUUGAAGGCUGUGUAUGCAAAUAAAGAGGCGUUGAGGCUGGCUGAGAAUGGUCAACAACAGCGGAGAGGCAGAGGGAGAGGGGGUAGGGGUGCAACAGGCAGCAGGGGCAAUAGGGGAAACAGAGGAAACCAGAGCAGCCGCCCAGUGCAGGAUCGAGCCUCCUCACUUACUGAGAUGCUUGCUGGCACUGACAUCUUCGAUCUGUACACCAGCAAUGGACUGAAUGAAAGCGACGAUGAAAGCUCUUCCACCAGUGACAUCUCCGCCGCCACCAGCGAAAACGAUGCGAGCAGUGAAAGUGGUGAGACUCGAAGACGGAGACGCCGUCAUGGAAAAAGUCUAGCAGCUGUCAGAGGGAGAGGCGGCAACAGGGGCACCAAUAAGCAACCACUACCAAAAACUCGUUCAUCAAGCAACAUUAACGCUGCUGUCAGUGAUGAAGCUGCUAAAGGCGGAGAAUGGCAGAACAAUAGACAAAGGCCUGUCAGAGAUAAAACAGGGAUCUGCAUGUACUUCAUCAAAGGUCACUGCAUACAUGAUGAUCGAUGUUUUAAAGCUCAUGACAAGAUGCCGUACCGAUGGCAGGUCCAAGAGGGACACCAGUGGACUGAUUUGCCCGAUAAUGAGACAAUUGAGAGAGACUACUGUGACCCCAGUAACUCAUACAGUAGCACCAGUCCAGCCGUGCACUUUGACACGAUGACCUGUGGACUGAACAAAGUACGUCGACUCUCGACAGAAAACUCCGUGAUUGAGCCGACCUUCAUCCACACCACUGAGUGGCUUUGGUACUGGCAGGAUGAGUUUGGGAAGUGGAACAUUUAUUCCUCAGAUACUAGUGGACAUAAAGCAGCAGACAUCAACAGCACAAAGCUGGAGGAGAAGUUCCUGGCCAAUGACAAAGACGUGGUGGAGUUCACGGCUGGCUCCCAGUCGUAUUCACUCAGUUUCCAGGACAUGAUACAGACAAAUAAGCACUAUGGCACCAAAAGGCUUGUUUGCAGACGGCCACUGUUUGUCUCUGCUGCAGAUGUCCUAACAAAGAAAGUCAGACGGCCCGUGGUUAAAGCGUCUGCUCCAAUACCAGACAACUGGGACAAGACACAGAUCCCUGAAACAGGAUAUUCGCGAAUCUCCGUCCAGCGCGCUUCAGAUGAAUUUAAGACGGUGGAAACUCAUUUCUGUAAAACCAUGAAAGGCUUUGAUAUUGUCAAAAUUGAGAGGAUUCAGAACAAAGCUCUUUGGGAAGUCUUUCAAUGGCAAAAGAAUCAGAUGAAGACCAAAAACAAAGGGGGAAAUGUGACUGAGAAAAAGUUUUUUCAUGGCACUGACUCCAAAUUUGUAGACACCAUCUGCCACAACAACUUUGACUGGAGAAUCUGCGGACUUAAUGGAACGGCUUUUGGCAAAGGUAGUUACUUUGCCCGUGAUGCCAAAUACUCCCACAACUACACCGGUGACACUGACGUCAGAGCCAUGUUCAUCUCACGGGUGCUGGUGGGAGACUACACCAAAGGGUCCUCUGACUAUCGCCGACCUCCUUCGAAGGACGGAGGGGACAUAAACUUCUAUGACAGCUGUGUUGAUGAUGUAAUGAACCCCUCCAUAUAUGUGGUGUUUGAGAAGCACCAGAUCUACCCCGAGUACCUGAUAAAGUACAAGACCACACACCCACUAGUUAGUACAUUGAUGUACAGUGGUGGUGCAUCAGCACCAGCACCAAAGCCAGUGGCAGCACCAAAACCAGCAGCUACCAUAUCGGCUUACCAACCUAGCACGAUCUCCUCUGGAUAUAAAGCCAGUGCUUCCUCUUCUUUUUACUCACCUAGUACAACCUCUUCCCCCUACCAAUCUAGUUCCGCAUCUUCCAGAUACCAAUCCAGCUCGGUGUCUUCUGGGUACCCAUCUAGCUCGGUGUCUUCUGGGUACCCAUCCAGCUCGGUGUCUUCUGGGUACCCAUCCAGCUCGUUGUCUUCUGGGUACCCAUCUAGCUCGGUGUCUUCUGGGUACCCAUCCAGCUCGGUGUCUUCUGGGUACCAAUACAGCAGCACCUCUUCACAAAUGAGUACGUCUUCCUCCUCGUACUCAAACAGCAGAACAGUUAACCAGCCCACACACGUCCCUCCAUCUCCCUCAGCACCCCCAAAGAAAACAUCCGAUUCUUGUGUCAUUGCUUAACAUCAGUGGUGUAAAGGGGGGUCGGUGGUGUUUUGCAAUAAUAAUGAUAACAAUAAUAAUAAUAAUAAUAGCAUAAAAACAGACAGCAAUGGCGGAUCUUGAGCACUAAAAGUAUUUAUUGGAGCAACUGAGAAGAAAAAAAAAUGAAGCCACAGAUAUGAAUGAAUUCCAGAAGAUUAGAAUAUGUGAUUUAUUAGCUGCUGUUUAUAAUGAACAGAUUACCAGUUUAGGAAUAACUCACUUCUCAGUCAGCUGCUAGUAAAGCAUUUUAGGUUUCAAAUGACUUUGAAUGAUGACACUUUGGUUUGCUGAAUAGGUAAGCAAGAGGCCGUGCAGUUUUCUGAAGAAAGCUUCAGAAAUGUUACAUUUUCCCGUUACACAUUAUAAUUACUUUUUGUUGUUGUUUUGAUGCUCGAAUUUUUCCACCUCGAACAAAUGUAAAAUGAUUUUCUACAAAUUGCCAGCAUUUCCACCCACUUUGUUUCUAUGUGCAAAUUGAAGAUGCACAUAAAAAUGUGGCAUGUUGCAAUGCAACACGUUCUCACUCCCAAAGUGUAAUAUUUGACGCCAUGUGACAAAUCAUCUACAUAUUGCGCUUCCACCUAACACGUCACUAAAUGACGAGAUCGGAAAAAUGAGGAAACAUGAGAACCGUUUGGAAUCAAUCUACACAUGUUCGUUCAUUUUACUUAAAUCGCUUUGGAAAACACUAUCUAACAUCAUUAAAGUGCUGGUUAGGGUUAGGGAUAAGGUUAGGCUUAGACCUGGAAUACAGGGCUGGAACGUGUAUUACAGCGGGAGCUUCAUUCUACUGCAUUUCACCCAUGACCCGCUGUGUAGCAUAAGAAGGCGGAAGGUUACCUUUCGCGUUCCUCAGGAAUGCCGCGGGACGUGACAAACCGUCGGGAUGUUACACCUCAGGAGUGAGAGUGGGCUGCAUGUUGGCACUAUCACAAUUGUUGAGGUGUUGUUUAUAGAAACUACACUAACUUUUCUACAGAAUAAUAAAAAAUAAACGGCAGCAGCGUGCUGGCCGUAUCAGAAGAAACACCUGAAUGCUUUCCUCAUGAUUAUCUCAGGAAGUUUUAUACGUCAUCCACAUUUAGUGGUUACCAUACGAACGCAUCGUACUGUAUCAAGUAAUGAUGAAAAACACUGUGUCAGAUUAGGCCAUUAGUGUCACGAAUUCUCGUAACAACUUAGUCAAGACACAUGACGGACUGCGCGUUGGUGCCUGAUGAUAGCUUUGCUGCUUUAGACGACCUUUGUGAUGUCAGCAGGAAGCUGGGCCCAACUUCUGGGAACACAGAUAGAAACAAACAGCGGUGGCGUGUGAUACUCACUGCUCCGUGUUUGGAAAAACCUGAAGAAAAAUGUUAAUGAUGUUUACAACUUUACAACUACGAGUGACAAACUCAGGAGUACAUAGCUACCUUGAGUCACUUUAAAUAUUGCUCUAGUGACUGGAUGCCAGUAUAUCUCAGGUGAUCCAUAUAACAUAAGGCUGUUGCAGAGGGCCGGGCUCAAAUCUGACCCCACACCAUUUGCAUGCCUUCUCCCUCCUUUACUGUCCUAUCAUAAACAAACACCCCCCGUAAAUGUUGUUCACUUACUGGACUUGCGUCUUUCAGUGAACAUUAAAAAAAUAUAACUGGUUGAGAAUCAACCCCAGCCAUUGCAACCUUACUGUUUCCGAGUGAUGGCCAGCGUUUUGGGGCGAUAUCCAAGCGUGGCCUGCUCGUUCCGUUUGUCUAUAAGGUCUUUUUUAAAAAAAAUAAAUCUUCCCAUGAGAAGAUUAACGAUUGUUUGGAUGUUGCAUUUUGGCGAUGUCUCUGUACGGUCCUGCACAAAGCCUGCUUAACCGUGAUUGGUUAAUGCUCCUUGGACUUUCUCUUUAAUCUUUCAAGUGAUUUGAAAAUAAUUUAUGAUUAAAAUGAAAAAACGUGACUUAAUCUUUUACCAACCACUAGAAGGUAAAAAAAACAGGCUAUAUUGAUUAUUUUAUUGAUAAAAUGUAAAUGAAAGGCUUGUAAUGUGUAUGGUGGCUGAUUUGUGUCAUGCAGUGUUUAGGGUGUGAUUAUUGAUCAUUUCACCUGCUCAACAUGAAUAAUCACUGUUUUCACAAUUAUUAAA